GUACUGCUGAGUGUUGAAGGAGAUCUGUUAGGUUGCUGUCUCUGUCAUUUGACUCAUUUCAAUCAGAAAAUUUUUCAAGCAGGGAUUUCUUUGGCAUGGAGAUUGUAUCUGGAAUUCUUGAAAUUUUGAACUGCCUAGCGCCCCCAUCAUUCGCCUAUUUAGAUCGUCACAGGAAGUUCAAACAAGAUGUGGAUGAUCUCAGAGAAAGAGUCAGAGAUCUAAAUACCAGAAAAGCAGACAUAGAAACACAACUAAAAGCAGAGGAUCUGUCAGAAAAGCUAGUCAGGAAACAAGUGAAGGACUGGCUUGAAGAUGUACAGAGGGUCAAUGAUGGCAUGGAAGAGAUUGAAGAAAAGGUGCGGAAGGUUUCGUACUUUUUUCGUGCUCGCCUUGGGAAACUUGCUCGUGAAAAGAUUGGAGAACUGGAUAGAAUUUCUCAAAAGGGAAGGUUCCCUGAAGGUCUGGUAAUUGAUAGACCUCAACCCAUUGGGAUGACUUUACCAACAGAGAAUUUGGAGGGUGAGUAUGAUGUAAAGACAAAAAUUUGGGGAUACUUGAGGUGUUGUGAAGUUGGAAUGAUUGGAGUUUGUGGAAUUGGUGGUGUUGGCAAAACCACAGUUAUGAAACACAUUCAUAACGAAUUGCUGAAUAAGGCUAAAAACAACUUGCUCAAUGAGGCUGAAAGGUUUGAUAAGGUGAUCUGGGUGACAGUAUCACAUCCACUCAAUGUUGUAAAAUUGCAAGGUGACAUUGCUAGUAAAAUAAACAAAAGUCUUCCAGAUGGAGAUGAAUUGAGCCGGGCAUCAAAAUUGAUGGACACUAUGAAAACAAUGAAAUAUGCAUUGAUCUUAGAUGAUGUGUGGGAUAAGUUCACUCUUCAACGUGUUGGAAUCCCGCAACCAACAACAGCAAACGGGUGCAAAAUCGUUAUCACUAGCAGAUCUGUUGAUGUGUGCAACUACUUGGGUUGUCAAAUAGUUAAAGUUCCACCUCUUUCAAAACAGGAGUCUUUGAACUUGUUCUUAGAUAAGGUGGGGCAAGACAUUCUACAAAUUGUUGAUUUGAAAGAGAUUUUAGAGCCUAUAGUGGAUGAAUGUGCUGGUUUGCCAUUGGCUAUUGUGUUAAUUGCAGGGAGCAUGAGAGGAGUGAAAGAUAUUCAUGAAUGGAAGAAUGCAUUAAGGGAAUUACGGAAAUGUGUAGCUGGCACAGUUGAAGGUUCGGAAGAUGAGAUAUUUCAUCGUUUGAAGUUCAGUUACGAUCAUCUUCCAAAUCCAAACAUUCAAAAUUGUUUCUUGUAUUGCUCAUUGUACCCUGAAGAUUUUGAAAUUAGCAGAAUAGAGCUGAUUGAACAUUGGAUUUGUGAGGGAUUUAUUGAAGAAUUGGGGAGUAGACGAGAUAUGCAUGAUAAAGGGCACACUAUGUUAAAUAGGAUUCAAAACAAUUGUCUGUUAGAUGAAGCCAAUAAUGAAGGAUAUGUUAAGAUGCAUGAUGUUGUGAGGGAUAUGGCAGUGCGCAUCUUGAGCAACGGUCCUCACAGGUUUAUAGUAAAAGCUGGGGUGGGAUUGUCACAGAUGCCAAACGAGGGUGAAUGGACUGAAGAUCUAGAAAAGGUUUCCCUCAUGAAAAACGAAAUAUCAUAUAUUCCUGUAAAUUUGUCCCCGAAGUGUUCAAUGCUGUCAACCUUGAUUUUGAAGGGGAAUGGAGGAUUGAUACAAAUUCCAAAGUGUUUUUUUGACAACAUGGUCGGGCUCAAGUUUCUUGAUCUUUCUUCCACCGGUAUUGAGGCUCUACCUAAUUCUGUGUGUAAAUUGGAAAGCCUUACUACGUUGAUCCUUCGUGAAUGUCGCAAUUUAGUAUGUAUGCCUUCCUUGGAAAAGCUCAAGAUGCUGAAGAAGUUGGAUCUCCAUAGGGCAGGCCUUCAUGAGGUCCCUGAAGGCAUUGAAACGUUGGUAAAUCUACAAUAUCUUGAUUUAUGUUGUCAACACUUGCUGGAGCUACCCAAAGGAAUGAUCAGUAACCUCUCUUGCCUGCAAUAUCUGUGUAGAGAUGGGCUUUCAACUGAAGAAACAAUAAGAGGAGAUGAAGUAGCCGGAUUGAAGAUGCUGGAAACUUUUGAAGCUGGUUUUUAUUACCUAAAAGACUUCAACAGUUAUGUCAUGUCAAAACAUUUUGUAAGACUUGGUCAUUACGUGCUCUCAGUGGGACCAAGCAAUGGAGAUGCUGGUUUGGUGCUUCCGGAUGACAUUCAGAAUUUAGUUAUUUGUGGCUUCGAUGUUGAGCAGUACAGUGAUGUUUUGAAAAUGGAUAAAACAGCAGCAUUGCGUGCACCAACAUCCCCUGGCAUCUUUUCCAAUCUUAAACAGUUGCGUGUAAUGAACUGUACAGUAUAUAAUUUGUUGUCAUGUAAACUGCUGCAGGGGUUCCAGUACUUGGAAGAAGUUUACGUCUUUGGAUGUUGUAUUGAGGAAAUAGGAUGGGAAGAAGAGGAAGGAAAUCAAGCAAAUACUGCGUUUACUCUUCCAAAAUUUAGGAAAUUAUCUGUAGCCACUUCGGAAGUGAAGAAGUUGUUUCUAUGCAAAGAAGAGGAUGGAGAUCAAACAACUGCUGCAUCUACUCUUCCAAAAUUUAGGAAAAUUUCUUUUGGGCCGUCAGUAGAGGUGCAAAGGUUGUUUCUAGGUCACUGCUUUCAAGGUCCCAGAGUGAUUUUCCUCUCUCAGGGCUAUGUCCAAGAAAUAAUUGAUGCAUCCCAGUACAGGCCUUCAUUCAGAUGCAUUUGUUGCUCAUUGCAGCUUCAUUUUAUCAACAUUUGCAGCUUAGCUUGCUGCACAUUUUUGCUGUCAUCUUACAGCUUCAUUUCCAUCAUAUUUGCAGCUAAAUUGCUGCCAUAUUUGCUGUCAACUUGCAGCUUCAUUUGCUGUCAAUUUUCAGUCUCAUUGCUGCCAUUUCAUGGCAGAUUCAUUUCAUCAUUUUGCUGGUUUGAAUGUCAAAUUUCUAACAAUAAUUCCCCAACAUUACCAAGGUUGGCUUUAGGCUUGCACUUGGACUGGUAAAUGCUUCCUAGGCUCCCAAAAUAAAUAUGCUGCCUCUUGCUGAUUUCUACCAGCAGGGAAAUAAGAAUUCCAUGAGCUGCAAGGCUCAGUAAGUCUAGCAAAUUAUUUAACUUUCAAAACUUAAAAGCUGAACCAAACCAAGCUAUGGGGAUAACUAGAAAACUUAUCUGCCACCUCUUGAGCAGAACCCAUUCCAUCAAAUUCUGUUCACUAACACUGAACAGUCCAAACAAGGGUUCAACCCCAUCAUGAGAACGGCGCUUAUAGUUCACAAGACAAACAGAAAGAUAGCUUUAUGCUUGUUUAAAGCAUUCACAUGAAUGCAAGUUCUAUCUAUGGAUUUCUUCUUGUGAGUGUAGUUCCCAGCAUACCGAUGGACUAGCCAAGGUUCUUCCUAUUGCGCAGAGGAUCUGGAACUCUUUCUUUCAUUUAUUCCGGGUCUUUUAGGAGUUCUUACCUAGCAUGAAGCUUAGAAUCGAGUUCCAUGACUUGCAUACAGUGACAUACAAUUAGCAGAGGUAAGUUCCUAUGUUUUAUGCACAUAAAUAACAUUGCAUGUCUAAAAAUCUGCAUUUUAACUUUUACUUGCUGUCUGAGACUCAAAUCGCCUUGUAAUUGCUAUUUAAACUUCCAGUUCUUGAAUAUAAGUUAAAAAUUUACUAAAACUUACCUUAAUAGCUUUGCAAAAGCUCCUCAGAAAACCUUCCUAACUCUGCUGCUGAUUAUGGGUUGCAGAACCUCCCUCUUUCCCCUUUUUUCCUCCGUCUGGUACCAGAAAGUUUAAAUGUGAAAUGAGUUCAAUAUAACUUUGAAACAUGU
Messenger RNA from Rubroshorea leprosula, 3869 nucleotides. Lineage: Eukaryota; Viridiplantae; Streptophyta; Magnoliopsida; Malvales; Dipterocarpaceae. The record is from the annotation of a GenBank genome assembly.